Molecule: messenger RNA, 162 nt
Organism: Entrophospora candida
Lineage: Eukaryota; Fungi; Glomeromycota; Glomeromycetes; Entrophosporales; Entrophosporaceae
Source: the annotation of a GenBank genome assembly
AUCUUACAGAAACAAAAUGCAAUGCUUUCAAACUAUGAAGUUUUAGCACUUCUUAAUGAAAUGGACGAGAAACAAACUCUACAAGCAAAAUCUGAGCCAAACAUUAAAUUCGCUGAAAAUUUAAAAACAAUACAGUUUGAAGUAAAUAAUAAUAAAAAUUGA